Messenger RNA from Tachyglossus aculeatus (Australian echidna), 1141 nucleotides. It is a transcript of the gene ZDHHC24, whose product is annotated as zinc finger DHHC-type containing 24. Gene Ontology annotation, cellular component: endoplasmic reticulum; Golgi apparatus. Bases 1 to 867 code for a protein of 288 amino acids. The record is from RefSeq and is a predicted model, not a curated record. The transcript is spliced from 3 exons. NCBI's taxonomy places the organism in Eukaryota, Metazoa, Chordata, Mammalia, Monotremata, Tachyglossidae. Gene Ontology annotation, molecular function: protein-cysteine S-palmitoyltransferase activity. Gene Ontology annotation, biological process: peptidyl-L-cysteine S-palmitoylation; protein targeting to membrane.
AUGGGGCCCCCCGGGGUCCGCGGAGCCGGGGAGGGCCCCCGCCGCCGCCGCCGGCUGGCCCCGGUGCUGACGGGGCUCCUGGUGCUGGCCGUGGGCCUGGAGCUGCUGUACGUGCUGGCCCCGGGCCCCCCGGACCCCCCGGACCCCCCGGGCCCCCCAAGCCCGGCCCCCGGCCCCCCGGCCCUGCACCUGCUGCUCGGCCUCUAUCAGAUGCUCAACCUGCUGGUCAACGCGGGGCGCUUCCUACGCUCCGACCCGGGCAUCCGGGGCGUCAUGCUGGCCGGGAGAGGCCUCGGCCAGGGCUGGGAGUACUGCUACCAGUGUCAGAGCCAGGUGCCCCCCCGGAGCGGGCACUGCACCAGCUGCCGGGUGUGCAUCCUGCGUAAGGACCACCACUGCCUCCUCCUGGGCCGCUGCGUGGGCUUCCGCAACUACCGGCCCUUCCUGUGCCUGCUGCUGCACGGGGCCGCGGCCCUGGCCCACGCCGGGGCCCUGCUGGGGCCCGCCCUGGCCGCCCUGCUGCGGGCCCAGACGCCCCUGCGGGCCAUCACACUCCUCCUCAUGCCCUGGCUGAUGCUGCUGACCGGGAGCGUGUCUCCGGCCCAGUUCGCCCUGGCCUUCGUGACGGACAUGUGCGUGGCGGGCGCCCUGCUGUGCGGGGCCGGCCUGCUCUUCCACGGGGCGCUGCUUCUGCGCGGGCAGACCACCGGCGAGUGGGCCCGCGGCCAGCGCGCCUACGACCUGGGGCCCCGCGGCAACCUGCGGGCCGCCCUGGGGCCCCGCUGGGCCCUGGUCUGGCUCUGGCCCUUCGUCCGCUCGCCGCUGCCUGGGGACGGCGUCGUCUUCCCGGCCUCCCGCGCCCGCUGAGCCCGCCCCGGCCCGGGCGCCGAGGGGCUCCUCCGUCCGCCGCUCUCUUGCCCCGAACUCGCGGCCCUCCCGCUUGCCCCGCUAGUUCGAGCCCCGUCUUCCUCGUUGGUCCCGGGGGAGCCCCGGCCUCGUCGCGACCGGCUCGCCCCGCGACCUGGAAGAAGGAGGUGAGAACGUCGGGCUGACGGACAAGGCUAUCUCCCGCUCACCGGGAGCGGGAAAGGACCGCUUUUUCUCCGUAAUAAAGCCUCCUUUUGGCUCCAUUUCCGACCGA